This is a messenger RNA of Oreochromis aureus, 953 nucleotides long. RefSeq names its product pituitary homeobox 1-like. Lineage: Eukaryota; Metazoa; Chordata; Actinopteri; Cichliformes; Cichlidae. Gene Ontology annotation, biological process: regulation of transcription by RNA polymerase II. The coding region runs from base 1 to 744 and encodes 247 amino acids. The record is from RefSeq and is a predicted model, not a curated record. Gene Ontology annotation, molecular function: DNA-binding transcription factor activity, RNA polymerase II-specific; RNA polymerase II cis-regulatory region sequence-specific DNA binding. The transcript has 4 exons.
AUGGAAGAUUAUGGGAUGCACUUUUCUCCAGACUCGUGGAGUUACGACAGCGACCCUGAAGGGAGUCUGUCCUUGGAAGAACUCGCUACAUGGGCAGAGAGUGCUCUUGAAAAGGAGCUGAACAACAAAACUACUGAUACGUCUGAGGCUGUCUCAGAGCAGAAACAAGAUUUUGCUGUCCCAAGAAGCCAGGAUGGCAACAUCACUGCCACUCUGCACGAUCCCAGCACUGCUCCAGAGAAACCUAAAGGAAAGGCCCGGAUGGUGUUCACAGAGAGACAGUUGAAUAUUCUUGUCCAUCACUUUAAUGCGAAACGUUACUAUGACCCAAGGGAGAUGAAACAGCUGGCAGAGAUGACAGGACUGACCUACAAACAGGUAAGAACUUGGUUUCAAAACAGACGGAGUAAGUUUAGGAGGAGUUCACAUCCUCAGCAUGUGAAUCAGGGCGUCCCACUUCAUUUUCAGGGAGAGGGACAGCCCCCACUCAGGGAGUCGUACACUCAGCACCUAGAGAUGAAGUUAAUCACAAAUGGUGCAAAUUAUCAGGCCCCCUAUCAUCAUGCUGUGGGCAAUUUUGCGGCUGGACCUCAAUGGACCUUCCCCAACUCGCCCCAGAUCUUUGGCUGGUCAAUGCCACCAGGCAACGGCAAUAAAGGAGGCUGGAAGUAUGAGACAGAUAAUCUAAAGAAUCUGGAGCUUUCAAAUGGAUCUCAAAGAUUUUCCCAGGAAUACCUCAAAUAACAUCCCUAGCUCAAAGCCCUAGCUUUGAAUACUUCAUCUUAAGAAACCUGAGAUAAUACUGUGGCGAGCUCAGUCACGGAGGAGACAAAGGUUUCUUUGGGAGCACCCGUUUAUUUUAUAACCGGCCCAGAACACUGCCGCUACCUCCCUCCUCAGCGCGGCAACAACAUAAACAACAAGAAAAGGCGCUCUCUCACCGGAAACACAGU